AUGGGUAUACCUUCUCCAAACUCACAUGCCGAACUUGCCAACACGCUUUUUAAAGAAGCACAGGAACUGAUGGCGAAGAAGGACGAUAUCGAGUCGCAACUCAAGGAUCUUCAGGAAGGUCUGAACAUGCAAGGCGUGGGCAUGGAUGUUCCUCUUGUGGAUCGUUCAGGAUUUCCGAGAUCUGAUGUCGACGUCGCCGCAGCCCGUACAUCACGCAAUUUAGUGUAUCGAUUACGGAACGAUUACAAAGCCAUUAUGCACGAGAUUGAACUUAAGCUUCAUGCCAUUCAUCAGGCCAAACGAGACGCACCGGAACGAUUGACGACGCAAGGUGUCGUCUUGGCCGAAGAAAUUCCAUUUGCCAAAGUGAAUGGUGUGGCCCCUGACUCACCUGCCGAUACAGCAGGAUUGAGACGAGGCGAUAGCAUUGUCCGCUUCGGUCACGUGCAUGCUCACAACAGCGAAGGACUGCAAGCAUUGAACCAGUUGGUACGUCAAAGUGAAGGCGCGCCUAUAGAAGUGGUUGUUUUGCGAUCGGAUGCACAAAGAGUAUCGUUAACGCUAACACCGCAGAGCGGUUGGGGCGGCCGUGGGACGUUGGGCUGUCACAUCGUGCCUAUCGCAUAA
This is a messenger RNA of Radiomyces spectabilis, 627 nucleotides long. RefSeq lists its product as uncharacterized. Gene Ontology annotation, molecular function: protein binding. Bases 1 to 627 code for a protein of 208 amino acids. The record is from RefSeq and is a predicted model, not a curated record. Lineage: Eukaryota; Fungi; Mucoromycota; Mucoromycetes; Mucorales; Radiomycetaceae. Gene Ontology annotation, biological process: proteasome regulatory particle assembly. The transcript has 2 exons. Gene Ontology annotation, cellular component: cytoplasm; nucleus.